Cydia splendana is the source of this 631-nucleotide messenger RNA. RefSeq lists its product as uncharacterized. The record is from RefSeq and is a predicted model, not a curated record. The transcript has 4 exons. Bases 36 to 590 code for a protein of 184 amino acids. Lineage: Eukaryota; Metazoa; Arthropoda; Insecta; Lepidoptera; Tortricidae.
ACGCUGUUGCUAUUUCUAGUUUAUUCAGGAUCAAAAUGUCGGUUCAUCUUGUAACAAACUGUAUCAUUUCCUGCGCUUUUCUCAUCCUCACUAUUGGAUGUCAGGAAGACAAAUGCAAGUGGACAUUUUUGAACAUACAAAACUGUUCGAACGACGCGGAGAUGCCGUACAAAAUGUACAUGCACAAACACAAGGUGAAUCGUUCGCAUGUCGCUUUCGAUUUUGGUGGUGAUGUGCCUCAACCCAUCGACGACUCUUAUGCUGUUCGCGUAGAUAUAAAGAGGAAAGUGGCCGGUGCAUGGAAACCAUAUAUGACUUGGGGUGAUGACUGCUUGCCAUGUGUGGGAAAGAAAUUUGCCGAAGAAAAUGUGAAGAGAGGCUUUAUUGCUGCGGGGAUAAAUCCACCCGAAUUUCCUGUUCCAAAAGGCCGUUACGAUGUGAAACAAUUCGUUGUAGACACGACGGAGCUUCCCCAGUUUUCCAGGCUUCUCGGCAUGGACGGUGAAUGGAGUGCGGACGUCUACAUAAUAAAGGACGGACGGGAUUUACUUUGCCAUCAGAUAGUAAUGCUAUACGAAUCCUCAGAAUGAAAACCCGUGUCUUUAUAUUGAAAACAUCAAUUUACGUUAUC